AUGGACGAAGAAUUGCUAAUAUCAUUAGUGUCCCAGUAUAAGGAACUGUACGACACGGAAGAUGCGAGGUACCACGACGAACAGAGGAGAAACAAUAUAUGGCAAGAAAUUGCAGAUUUAAUGAAAUUAAGGGCAUCCGAAUGUCGAGACCGCUGGAAAAGGCUAAGAGACAACUUUAGGCGCGCAAAAAAUUUGCGAAAAACCAAGAGUGGACAAGCCGCUACAAAGAAUAAGCCUAUUAAAUAUGAGAAAGAAAUGCAAUUUCUAACUUGUUAUUUGGAAACUCAGGAAAAAUGUUUAACAAACAUUUCGAGACAGUCGAGUGAUGAUGAAGAAGCUGUGCUUGAUAACAUGUCGCCACCAUCUACACCAGGGUCCCAAUCCCAAAUGAGUUCCAAUUUAACUGCUUCAUGUUCAAAAAAAAAGAAAGUAGAGGACGAAUAUGGCCAGUCCUCAACCUCGGCAAAAACACUGUUUCAGUCCUAUAUUAAGAAAAAGUAUGACCAACCUCGCCAAGAACCUGACACAGUUGUUGACUUUUUUACUAAUUUGGGGCGUACAGUGAAAACUUUUCCUGAAGACAUCCAAAUUCGUGUGAAAGGUUCCGUUUUUAAAAUUAUAAAUGACGCUGAAUUGAAAAUGUUACAGCGAAAAGCAAGCCAUGAACAAUAUUUUAAUCGUCCUACUGUGCGGAGCCAUUAUCAAGAACCAGUCCGAAUGCCCGUGUUACAGACAGGUCAAAUUGCAACAACUGGGUCAAAUACUAUGGUCCAAAGCAAUGAACUUAGUGAUUCGUUAGGAUCGCAAGUUUAUUCUCCAGUUUCACCUGGACAAUCCUCACAAGCUGAACCAGCUGAUCAUGCAAACAAGACAUAUAUACAGAUGGGAGAAUUUCUAACGUUUCCUGAACGUUGAUGUUAGAAGACUAAAAACUUAAUACAUUUAUAUAGAAAUUAGAAUAAAAUGUAGUAAGUAUGAAAAAUAUGAAUUAAAGUUUAUCAUCGCAGAAAUAAUAGUUUUUGAUUUCAUGCCGUGGAACAUU
Messenger RNA from Anthonomus grandis grandis, 1042 nucleotides. RefSeq lists its product as uncharacterized. The coding region runs from base 1 to 915 and encodes 304 amino acids. The transcript has 2 exons. Gene Ontology annotation, biological process: regulation of transcription by RNA polymerase II. NCBI's taxonomy places the organism in Eukaryota, Metazoa, Arthropoda, Insecta, Coleoptera, Curculionidae. Gene Ontology annotation, cellular component: transcription regulator complex; nucleus. The record is from RefSeq and is a predicted model, not a curated record.